AUGUAUAUUACAAACUGCACUCGACCGGAUAUUGCUUUUGCGGUGAAUAAACUUAGUAGAUUUACAAAAUCCGAAAAUGGGAUAUUCAAUGCGAUUUUACCAGGACAUGUUGAUUUUACAAGUGAUCCUUGGCUUUCAAUUUCAAAUGGAGCAAAAGAUCUUGUGAGGAAGAUGUUACAUUUUGAUCCCAAGCAUAGGCUGACAGCAGGCCAAGUGCUAAAUCAUCCAUGGAUCAAGAAGGAUGGAGAAGCACCAAACACACCAUUGGAUAAUGCUGUCAUUGCAGGCUGUCUAUCAGAAGAAGAAAUCAUGGGAUUAAAACAAAUGUUUAAAAGAAUGGAGUCAAUGGACACUGAUACCAGUGGUACAAUAACAGUUGAAGAGCUAAGGCAAGGAUUGGCAAAUCAAGGGACGAGAUUAACCGUAACUGAAGUGAAACAAUUGAUGGAAUCUGUAACUUUAUGGAAUAAAACAUAUAUAACUAUAGAAGAACUAGAGCAUUCUCUACCAGAGUAUGGCAUAAACGACGAAAAGGACAUCAUGGAAAUCAUUUUUGAAGUCGAUUCCAACAAUAUGGAUGGCCGGAUAAACUACGACAAAUUUGUAGCCAUGAUGAAAAAAGGCAAAUCAGAGGAAACAGGCAAACAGCAAAUCCCAGAAAACGAUGAGAUAUCUUCGUCUCAUAAAUUUUCAACAGUCGAACAAAAGGUAAGGCCGAAUGGUUUGCAAAUCUCCUUAAACUAUGAAUCACGGGCUAAUGGUCAAAGCGAGGCCAAUGAGGUUUACAGGGCUGUUAGAUUGGAAGAUAAAGUAGAAUCAGAUGGCAUAAUACUCUCUAGUUCGCAAAGAUAUUUUGUAACUCAUAACAUUGCUUCAAGUGGAUUGCAGACAAAGGAGGCUGCAUAUCUGGGAAAACCAUCUCACUAG
This is a messenger RNA of Olea europaea var. sylvestris, 927 nucleotides long. RefSeq names its product calcium-dependent protein kinase 17-like. Gene Ontology annotation, cellular component: cytoplasm; nucleus. Gene Ontology annotation, biological process: peptidyl-serine phosphorylation; intracellular signal transduction; protein autophosphorylation. The record is from RefSeq and is a predicted model, not a curated record. The transcript is spliced from 8 exons. Lineage: Eukaryota; Viridiplantae; Streptophyta; Magnoliopsida; Lamiales; Oleaceae. Gene Ontology annotation, molecular function: calmodulin binding; calcium-dependent protein serine/threonine kinase activity; calcium/calmodulin-dependent protein kinase activity. The coding region runs from base 1 to 927 and encodes 308 amino acids.